GCUAAAGGCAACACUAUUAAUUGAUUAAACGCAUUCAAAAACAUUUAAUAUUUGUGUCGCGAGCUUUGCAGCGCGCAGUUAAUGCAAUUCGGAAGUGCGUACAUCGUUCUCCAAGGUACCGUCCGUGUCGUAACAAAUGUCCCGCACCCCUGUCCCUAGUCCCCGGUUCGUAAUCGGCUUGAAAAAGAACGAAAUGAGCAGAAACAGUGCGGUGCGGUGAAGGAAAACUACGAUUCAUCCUAAGCCCCCAAUUUCCCGAGUGCAGUUGUGUGUGAGAGCGAGCGCCCCGAGUCGCGCGUGUCGUCCGUGUGUGAGUGACGACAUUGACAUCGCCCUCGCCCCGGCCCUGCCCGACCCUCUUGGGGGAGGGUAUGAAAAAUGUGCCAUGCCGUUGUUGUUGUUGUUUCUAGGCCGAGUCCAGUCCCAGUCCGUGGGUGUGUAGAGCAGUAGGAGGAAUACCCCAGAAAAAGAAAUAGAAGAAAUAUAAAAACUAUGUUCAACCGCCAGGCAAGCGGAGCCAGUGGCCAGGUCUCGGGUUCCGGUGCUGGCUCAGGACCCCAGGCAUCUGUACCGCCGCCGCCCACCGCAUCCGCUUCAGCAUCUGCAGCUGCAUCUCUGGCAGCAGCAUCUUCGCCCAGCCAAUCACCCGAUCUCUACCUGCGUCCCCUGCCCUUUCUGGACGCCAAAUGGCUGCGCGCCGAUCUCAUUGCCUCCCUGCGCAACGCCUCCGAGGGUGCGGUCCUAUGGAAUCACCUGAUUCAGGACUGUGAGUUGGUCUCCUCGCCCGCUGCCCCGCUCCUCAAUGCCCGCGGCCAGCUGUCCUAUCUGGGCGAUGAUGGCAAGCACUACUGCGGAGCCCAACAGCUGAAGUGCUCCUGCUGCCAGCCGGACUACUGUGGCCCGCUCUCCGCCUGCAAUUGCGAUGGCUGCCGGCCCCUGGACUCGGACACGGCCAUCAAGAAGCUUACAACGCAGGCGGCUGCCCAGCAGGCCGCUCAUCUUAGCCAGGUCACCGACAUGGUGCUCAGCGGCUGGCUCUGGAGUCAACCGCCCUCGCAUCAGGCUCGCCAGGAGUGCCAGCGUUCGCUGAUCUCGGAGCUGCAGGAGCUGGCAUUGCGGGCCGCCGGUAACUGUCUGUCCGCCCAGCAUCUUCGCCAGCAGCUCUUCGUUUACGAACGGUAUUUUGUGGCCUUGAAGAGGGAGCGAGAGCGUGAGCGUCUGGCCGCCGCCACCACCAUAAGCACAAAUGCCACCACCACCACCAACACCAACGCUACGAACGCCUUGGCAAACACCACCAAUGCCUCGAAUGCAGCCACAAUAGAGCUCCAGACGGCGGAGCCACCGGAACACGGAGCUUUGGGUCUGGCCCGCGUGGCCACCCGGGCUGCUCUCAACUUUAGCUUUGCUUUUUUGCGCCGCGCCUGGCGUUCCGGCGAGGACACCGAAAUGUGCAGCGAACUAUUGAGCGAGGCUCUGGCCUCAUUGCAGGAGCUGCCGGAGGCCACGCUCUUCGAGGCGGCCGCUGUCUCCCCGCUCUGGCUGGAGGUCAUGGAGCGCUCCAUCAAGUUCCUGCGCCUGGUGGCUCUCGGCGAUCCCAUGGGAGGACGCUGCACUGCACCGAUCAACGAUCGCCAUACGGCUCUCUGCCUGCUCCUGGAACUGGGAGUGCAGAAGGGCACGCUGGCCGCCACGCUAGAGUGCGUGGUGCUGCUGCUGCUCCUCUGGGAGAAGGAUCGGGCGGGCAAUGACAAUCGGGAUAUGCCAAGAAAGACGGGAGCUCCUCUGCUCCGUAUCCUUUUGCGUUACCAGAAAAUAGGAGCAGCGGCCAAGGGUGGCGGAUUGGCUGGCGGUGAGCCAGCGCCCGUGGCCAGCGCCACGGAAACCUUCUUACGCUUCCUUUCCCUGCCCAAGAGCACCGCGGCAAUUGUGGAUCUGCGUCGUGCUGCCGUGGUUAUCAUCUCGCAUCUGGAUCGCCUCGUGCAGCCUCUGAUGCCGCGUUGCCUGCUGCGGGGUCAGGCGCAACCCGCUGCUGCCUCUAAGUCCUCGCCUCAGCAAAGGAUCUAUGCAUUGGGUUGGCCGUCGCUCUCCAAGGAUCAGCAGGGUUUCAGCUCGGAGCCAUCGCUUAGCUGGCGGGGAGAAACCACAGCAGUGCCCAUGCUCAGCUGUCGGUUUCAGAUCAAGCAAGUGGCCUGCUGCGAGACCCAGUUGUUGAUACUGAGCCAGGAGGGUAAGCUGCACACCUGGCGCCUGACCAAGCCGGAGUCCGAUCCGCUGCUCAUGGAGGAGGUGGCCCACGAGACGUUCAUUAGCAUUGCCGGGCACUGCGAGGGACGUCAUUUUCUGGCCAUUGACAGCAAUCACAAUGCCUAUUCCUGGGGCACUGGCGAAGAUCACCGCCUGGGCCAUGGCGACACCCAUGCCCGCGCUGUGCCCACCAAGAUUGCUGCCUUGGAGCAGCACUGCGUCCAGUCUGUGUUUUGUGGCUGCUCCUAUAGUGCAGCCAUCACCUGUGGGGGCAACCUGCUCACCUGGGGACGCGGCACCUAUGCCCGCCUGGGUCAUGGCAACAGCGAUGACAGGUGUCUGCCCACCCUGGUGGUGGCUCUGGCCGAUCACAUGGUGGUGGAUGUGGCUCUGGGCAGUGGCGAUGCCCAUUCUUUGGCCCUAACCUCUGAGGGUCUGGUGUUUGCCUGGGGCGAUGGCGACUAUGGCAAGCUGGGCAAUGGCAAUUGCAAUGGCAGCCUGCAGCCCAUUCUGGUGGAGGCUCUGCCUCGAGUGCAGCGCGUGUUUGCGGGUUCCCAGUUCUCGGUGGCCUUAAGCAGCGAGGGUCAGCUCUUUACCUGGGGCAAGGCCACCUGCCUGGGCCAUCAGCUGGUGGAGCGCAGUGUCCAGGGCUGCAGUGUGCCGCGUCUAGUGAGCAGUCUCCAGCACAAACGCAUUGUGGACGUUUCUGUGGGCGUGGCCCACUGCCUGGCUCUGGCCAGCACUGGUGAAGUCUUCGGCUGGGGUCGGAAUGACAGCCAACAGAUCUGUCCCGCCUCUGUGUCCAGCGAACCCUUGCUGAGAACCCCCAUAAUGGUGGCCCUGCCCACGUUGCCGGCCAGCGGCAUUGCCUGCACUGGUGGCCAGAGUCUGGUCUGGACACAGAGCUCCCACCAGGGUGUGCCCAUGCGUGCUCCCUUUGUGAUUGAUUUGGGUGAGCCCACUUUCCGGCUCCUGGACCAGCUCCUGAGUAUGUGCAGCAGCCAGGACAACCGGCAGACGCCGAACCAGGAGAGCGAGUGCAUAGCCGUGGCCUGCCUCAAUUUGGUGCGUCUGCAGCUGCUAGCCUUGAUAGCCAACGGUGUGGAGCCGCGCCAGGUGGGUCUGGCCAGUGGCAGUCGCCUGCUGAGCAGCCUGAAGACAAGGAUUCUGGGACUAGCCGGUGGCAGCCAAGUUCUGCGCACCAUCCAAGUGGCCGCCCAGCAGGCUUUGCAGGAUGGUUGGAGUGUCCUUUUGCCCACGGCUGCCGAGCGUGCCCAGACCCUCACCUCCCUGCUGCCCUCGGAACCGGGCCAGGCCUCCUCCGCUGGCCAUCGCUUCAUGACCGAUCUCCUGGUUAGCUCUCUGAUGGCCGAGGGCGGCUUGGAGUCUGCCCUGCAGCAUGCCAUACGCCUGGAGAGCAGCUCUUGCUCGGCGGACUGCGGCGAUGGUGUUCAUUUGCCUCUCCUCCAGCUAAUAACCCGGCUGCUGGGCAACAAUGCAGCCCUCACGCAGACCAGGCUGUCGCCAACCCUGGGCAAACAUGAGCUGAUCAAGGAGGAGGAGCAGCAACAGCAUCAUCAGCAGCUUCAGGAGCCCAGCACCAGCCCCAGUUUGAGUCUGCUGCAUCGCUUCCAGCGGCUCUUGCUGGCCCACAUCCACCAGGCGGAGCCCGAGGAGGAGACCACCGGGGCCGAGGCCUUGCUGCUGCAAUACCUGCAUGCCCUGAUUCCCGCCUGCGUGACCACCCUGCAGCAGGCUUACGAGCUGGCCUUGCAGUGCCGGGAGCCCGGCGAUCAUCCCCCCUUGUCCCAUCAGGUGGGUCAUUUGGGUCGCAUUCUCCAGGCGGACAUCUCGGAUGCCUUGCUGCAUGAGCUCUUGGUGGGCCUGGUGCUCCUCAAGCGAGAUCGUCCCCAGUGUCUGGGGAAUCUACGCUGGGCACGGAUUUUCCUGCCCCUCCUGCGGGUCCUGGAUCGUCUAAAUCGGGCUCUGGGCGAGGGUGAGCUGAGGGAUGGCGAUGACAUGGGCUGGCCCGGCAUUAUCUGUCGAGGAGGAUCCAAGGGCGGUGGCCCGCCGCCUGCUGACCCAGAGACCCACUAUGUGAGGAGGGCGGACUUGGAGAACCAGUUGCUGGACGGCACUCGCUGCAUUAUCCUGGCGGGCUACGUCUGUGACCUAAGUGGAUACAGUUGCGAGUCUGAGGCCUUGAGGAGUCUUCUCGAGGCGGGCUUGGGCAAGGAUCUCACCGGGGAGCUGAGUCAGGGCCACAGGAGUGCCCUGGAGCAUAUACUGCAGCACCACAAGCUGGGCAAGUACAUGGCCCAGGCCGGCAGCGAAGAGAAGUCUUCGACGCCAGGACCCAGUCGGCUUACCCAUUUUAGCUCGGAGUGCACUUUGGCCCAGCUCCUGGGCCUGGUGGCCAACCUGAUGUGCAGUGGACCAUCCCUGCAGCCGGCGGAGCUGCAGUGCCGCCAGCUGGACAAGUCCAGCCUCUUGAGCGGCGGCCUGCAGCUGCUCCAGCCCAACAAUCCCUUUGACGAGGAGAAGGGCGAGGCAAGGAGCAGUCACAGUUGCCAUAGCACGGCGGGCAACACGCCCACGGAGCAGCCACCUCUGCCCCUGCAACUGCAGCAGCAGCAUCCACAUCAGCAGCAUCCACAUCAGCUGGUCCAGGGAAGGGGCAAGUCCCAGCUGCAGCAAAGGGCAGAAGUCUUCAUCAGCGGCCUGGCCGAAGCCCGACUCUCAGAGCCACCAGUGGCCUCUUGGCUGAGCCUCACCGAGCGCUACUGCAAGGCUCACAAUCUGAUGUGGCACCAGGAGUUUGCCACCGAACAUCCCGUCCAGGAGCUGGAGCGCCUGCUUAGCGCCGUGCUCAUCCGACAUCAGUAUCUGGGUGGCCUGGUGCUCAGCUCCCUGGAGGCGGAGGGGGAGUCACCGCCGCCCAGGCAGCUGAGCGAGAUCAUACGGCUGGUGCAUCAGGCCAAGUGGUCGGUGGUGCGCACGCGUCAGCAGCUCAACCGCAGCUACAAGGAGGUGUGUGCCCCAAUUCUGGAGAGGCUACGUUUCCUGCUCUACGAGGUGCGUCCUGCCAUAAGCCCCCAGCAGCGAGGAUUACGACGCCUGCCCAUUCUGCAAAGGCUACCCCGUUUCCGUCUCCUGGUGCGAAGGCUGCUCCAAGAGUUGCGUUGUGCCCGACAGCCAGCCAAGCCGGAGGAUCUCCUGAAUGCCACCAUCCAGCAGCAUCAGCACCAGGAGCAGGAGAAGAAGCCCCAGCAGGCCAUGCCCAAGCUGGAGCAGCAGGAGGAGCAAGCGGAGGAGGAGGAGACCCUGCUAAGGCGGCUCAACGAACGACAGAUCCAUGGCGAGGGUGAGCUGGAUCCUGGACUCAUGCAGGACAUUGUGGACUUUGCCCUGCAGGACAGCUGCGAUGUAGAGACAGCACGCCGGGCCAUGUACUGCCAGAUGCAGCGGUUUCAGCUGCGCCUGGCUGGGCUACAGCUUGUCCAGCAGCUGCUGGAGCUGCACGGCCUCCUGGAUGCGGCACAGUAUAGCCUCCUGAAUGGCUUCCUGGGACUCCACCUGAAGUCCAAUGCUGGUGCUGCUUCAUCGGGCAGCUCCCUCCAUGUCUUGGGCCAACUGAACAUGGUGAGUGCCUACCAGAAGGCCAGGUUACUCCUGGCCCAGGCCCGUGUCCUGGACUGGGCCGUGCGGGAGCUGCGCCGCCUGGUCAACCAAGAGCAGCCUGGACAUGCCCGCGGCAAGGACAGCUCCAACCUGGGCACCUAUGUCCUGCUGAAGCGUCUCCCACGUGCCCGCUUCCUGCUGAGCGUUUUCGGGCUGCUGGCCAAGGAACUGGGCCCUAAUGAGCUGGGCCUGCUCAUCAACUCUGGACUGCUGGGCACGGUGCUGGGUCUGCUGGCUCAGACAGGAGGCGAGGGUCUGGCCGGUGGCCACCUUCCCGGCGAACUGAGCGUGCUCUACGAGGACAGCGUCCUCAAGCAAAAGUCCAGCAAGGCCCAGCUAAGUGGUCCGGAUCUGGCCAAGCUGAUGAAGAUUGGCACCAGGAUUGUGCGAGGAGCGGACUGGAAAUGGGGUGACCAGGAUGGCAAUCCGCCUGGCGAAGGGCGCAUCAUCAGCGAAGUGGGGGAGGAUGGGUGGGUUCGUGUGGAGUGGUAUACGGGAGCCACCAACUCCUACCGCAUGGGCAAGGAGGGUCAGUAUGACCUUCAGCUGGCCGAUAGUGCCAUGAAUGUGGCCUCACCCACGGAACCCGAGCGAGAGGAGCAUCUGGCUGGCGGCGAGGCCUCGCCCAGUAGUGAUUCGCAUCCCUCCAAACUGCUGCGUCAUAGUGCCGCCAAGCUCCUGCAAAUCCUGGCCGUGGGCAGUGGCCUUCACGGCGCCCAGCUGGACAAGCUUGCCCUGCGCGGCAUGACCAGCAUGUUCCGAGCCAUCAUUGAUCCCAAGCCAGCCAUGUCCAAUGUGGCGCACUCCCUAGGCUGGCUGAAUCUGGGCUUCAUCCGAGCCAUAGCAGGCGACUGUCCACGUCUCUGCCUGGAGCUGAGCACCCCCGCCUGGCUGACUCACUAUUUGUCCCUGCUGGAGGAGCCGGCUGGCAAUGAGGCUGGUGUCUACCGGCAGCUCCACUGUCUCCGCCUGCUGCAGUUCAUCCUGGCCCAGUGGGGCUCGGAGGAGGAGCUUAGGAUGCCUGCGCUAGUGCGCCAGCUCUUUGCCACCUUGGGACGCAUUGCCCUCCAUUGCCCUGGAGAUGCCAGCCUGCAGCCCACCAGCGAGGGCAAGGCUCGUGUCCUACUCACCGCCUCCCAUUCGGGCAGCGUGGCCGAGGAGCUGGUGGCCCUGCUCCGGCGGCUGCACACUCUGCCCGCCUGGAAUCCAGUGAUCAACUCGUUUCUGGCGCAAAAACUCUGCGUGGCUGCCGAGCUCCUGGCAGAGCAAUCUCCCACGCACUCCUCCACGUCCACGUUGGACAGCGAGCAGGUCUUUGUGCUGGGCGUUUUGGGAGCCAUGGGUGGCCAUGAUCUGCGUCCGCGCGUGGGUCUGAACUGUUUCCACGAGGGCAGUCACAUGGUCAUAGCCAGCUUCACGCCCAAAGGAAGGUGUCUCCUGGCUCCCGGAGGCCUGGGUUCUGGCUUGGGCUUUGUGAAGGUGCCGCUCUCGGCCGUAAUGCCCCAUCUGGAUCACAGUGUCUUCAGCUUGAGCCGGCUGCCCAUGAACGAGAUGCUGCUGAAUGCCUGGACAGUGCUGCUGUAUGGCCCGGCCUCGGAGCUCCGAGAGCUGCCCGCCACCGUGGAGGGUCGCCUGGACUUGGCCCUGCUGCGGGCGCAGCAGCUGCAGAUGGCGGUGCUCCAGACCAAUGGUGUUUUAUAUCGCCACCAGGCUGCCUUGCGGCGUAUACUCAAGCAAAGGGCUCCGGGUAGCAUCUACACUUCCUCCGAGGAUUCAGAGCAGGAGAGGAGUGAUCCUGAGAGGGAGAGGGAGCCGGAGCAGGAGCAGGAUCAAGAGCAAGACCCGCAGCUCUCCAUUGGCAGUGCACAGGAAACGCAGCUCCUCAUCCAGGCCAUCCUGCUGAGGGCCACCCAGGCCUCACCCGUAAAGGCCUGCUAUAGUUACACGGAUCUGGCCACCGCUGCUCUCAACUGCAUCCAGUCGCUGGCCACCCAGGCACACCAAGAGCUAAGCGAAGGCCUGGAGGGGAUUAGCAGUGGGAGUGCCUCGGGUAACACUCAAGCCCUGGUUACCCCACCCCAACCCACCAUGGUGCAUGGCGUACCAGUCUACAAUGUGGCCAAGAGGGAGCAGAAGCAGCCGCCACCAGCGCCACCUCCAGACCAGCAGCAGCAGCAGCAGCAGCAGGCGGAGCCAAAAAGCAACAAGUGGCCAGCCGCAGCCACCGAUGCCCAGCUCAUCGGCCAGAUCAUGGAGAUGGGUUUCACGCGACGCACCGUGGAGCUGGCCCUCAAGCAGCUGUCCCUCCAGGCAGAGAUUAUGCCCACGCCCGAGCAGAUAGUCCAGUGGAUCCUCGAGCACCCGGAUGUGUGUGCCAACACCAUUGAGGAGGACUCACUGCCCCUGGCUCCCACUUCCACAUCAUCAUCCCACGAUCCCGAGGCGGAUUCCGACAACGAGUGUCCCAGUUCCAACUCUACAACAUCCUCGUCCUCCUCCUCCUCAUCUUCGGACACAGUGGAGGGUCAACCGGUGGCAGCCGGAGCUGUGGCCUCGCCCCCGUUGAGAUUUGAGUCUCGCAAGGACUUCCAAACGGCAGAUCUCUAUGCUCUCUAUGUGCGGGGUCUGGUGCGUCCUGGGAUGACUGUCCGCUGCUGCCGGGACUUUGAGGAGAUCAAGCAGGGUGACAUGGGCACCGUGCUCAUUGUGGACACCGAGGGCCUGCACGAUCUCAAUGUGCAGGUGGACUGGCGCAACCAUGGCAGCACCUACUGGGUGUGCUUCGUCCACAUUGAACUGGUGGAGGCGGAGGCUCAGACGCAGCAUCAACCCAGACCGCCUCCGAUUGUAGUGGGAGCCCGGGUGAGGCUGUGCACCUCCUCCCUGCGGUUUGCUCUGCUGGGACAGAUGCGACUGGCCAGGAACGAGGCAGCAGCGGGAUUAACAUCAUCCUCAUCCUCCGUGGGCCUGGUCACCUCGGUGCGUGGCAAACAGCUCACCGUGGACUUUCCGGGCCUGCCCGCCUGGCAGGGACACAUCAACGAGGUAGAGCUGGUGACCAACUCCACUACGGAUGUCUUGGCUGCUCCUCUGGUUCCAGAUCCCAGCAAUCAAGCAGCUCCCAGCGAUCUCAUCGAGGACUGGUCACGUUGCAUCCGCUCGUUGACCGUCAGCUCCAACGAGGCGGCGGCCAAGCAUCUGCUGGACGGGAGCGGACAACCGUGGCAGAGUUGCUCAAGCGGACCCUGCCGCCACUGGAUUCGUCUCGAGCUCCAUGACCGCAUCCUAGUGCACAGCCUCAUCCUGAAAGUCAGCCCGGAGGAUCAUUCGCACAUGCCCUCGCUGCUGGAGAUUCGCGUGGGCGAGUGCGUGGACAGCCUCAAGGAAUACACCUGGAUCCCGGUGCCUGCCGGAGCCGGCCAGGUGGUGCUCAUGCAGCAGGUGCCCACCUACUAUCCCUGGGUGGAGGUGGUGGUCAAGCAGUGCCAGAACAAUGGCAUCCAGUGCAAGAUCCAUGGCCUCCAGUUCAUUGGCCGCCGGCAGCAGCCCGAUCUGCAUCACAUCCUGGCCAAUGCCCAGUUCUUGGCCAGCGAAUACAGCGGUAGCUUAGGACCUGGAGUGGCUACAGCCAUGGGAGUGGGAGCUGUGAGCACCUCCCAGCAUGGCGAGCCCAGCGCAGGACCUGACCAGGAUCUGCCCUGCACUGUGAUGGUGUGGGGUCUAAACGACAAGGAGCAGCUGGGCGGCCUCAAGGGCUCCAAGGUGAAGGUGCCCACCUUCUCGCAGACCAUCAGCCGGCUGCGUCCCAUCCACAUAGCCGGCGGCUCCAAGAGUCUGUUCAUUGUCAGCCAGGAUGGCAAGGUGUAUGCCUGCGGCGAGGGAACCAAUGGACGCCUGGGCCUAGGAGUCACCCACAAUGUGCCACUGCCCCACCAGCUGCCCGUGCUGCAUCAGUAUGUGGUGAAGAAGGUGGCAGUACAUUCCGGCGGCAAGCAUGCCCUGGCCCUCACCCUGGACGGCAAGGUGUUCUCCUGGGGCGAAGGCGAGGACGGGAAGCUGGGACAUGGCAACAGGACAACGCUGGACAAGCCGCGGCUAGUGGAGGCCUUGAGGGCCAAGAAGAUCCGGGACGUGGCCUGCGGCUCAUCGCACUCGGCGGCCAUCAGCAGCCAGGGCGAGCUCUACACCUGGGGAUUGGGUGAGUACGGACGCCUGGGACAUGGCGACAAUGCCACCCAGCUGAAGCCCAAACUGGUGGCUGCCCUCACGGGCCGGAGAGUCAUCCAGGUUGCCUGCGGCAGUCGGGAUGCCCAGACUUUGGCUCUGACCGAGGACGGAGCCGUGUUCUCCUGGGGCGAUGGCGACUUUGGCAAGCUGGGACGCGGCGGCAGCGAGGGAUCGGACACCCCGCACGAAAUCGAACGGCUGUCGGGCAUCGGAGUGAUCCAGAUCGAGUGUGGCGCCCAGUUUAGCCUGGCCCUGACGCGGGCCGGCGAGGUCUGGACCUGGGGCAAGGGUGACUACUACCGUUUGGGCCAUGGCGGUGACCAGCACGUGCGGAAGCCUCAACCCAUCGGGGGUCUACGCGGCAGGCGUGUCAUCCAUGUGGCCGUUGGAGCCCUCCAUUGCCUGGCCGUAACGGAUGCCGGCCAGGUGUACGCCUGGGGAGACAAUGACCAUGGCCAGCAGGGCAGCGGGAAUACCUUUGUGAACAAGAAGCCCGCCUUGGUCAUCGGCCUGGAUGCCGUUUUUGUGAACCGCGUGGCCUGCGGCAGCUCGCACUCCAUCGCCUGGGGCCUGCCCAAUGCCUCGCUGGACGAGGAGAAGCGCGGACCCGUGCCCUUUGGCAGCACCCGCGACCCUCUAGGAGGCAGCAGCCUAGGAAUCUACGAGGCGGAGACCAUGCAGCAGGCCCUGCUGAAGCCGGAUCCAAAGCCUCUGAACCUGACCAGCCUGAGCGAGAGCCUGGCCUUGGAGACGCCGGCGGCCAGGCAGGCAGCCUUGGGUCAUGUCCUGCGCGCCAUGAGCAUUUUGCAGGCACGCCAGCUCAUUGUGGCGGCUCUCACCAGCCACAGCAAGGUGAACUACAAGGAGAGGAAUGUGGCUAGCGGUGGCACCGGCGAAGAGGAGCAGCUCAUGGGAGGAGGAGGUGCACCCCUGGGAGGAGUGCCUCUGCCAACGGCCGAGACAAUAGCCCAAGGAGGAGGCGAAGCCCCGGCGGAUGCAGCAGAUGCAGCUCUCCAGGAGCACAGUCCAGAUGCGAACUUGGAAGUGCUAACAGGAGGAGUUGGAGUAGGAGUCAAUCCUAGUGUAUCCGGAGGAGCUGCCACAUUACCACCUCUCACUGCCGGACCGCUCAGCGCCUUCCAGAGCCUCACCGGAUCCCUGUCCAUGUCGGGCUCCCUGUCCAGCAGCGCCCUGCCCCAGCACAAGCACUCCCGGAUGUCGGCCAGCGCCAUGUCCGUAAUGGCCGCCACCAUGACCCAGCAGGAGGAGAUGCUAGCCCAGAUAGGACACUGCCACGGCCUGGAAGAUUUUGGUGGCCUGCUGGGUGAGCCCGAGGCCAAGAGCCUGGUGGAGCUGCUCAAGCUGGCGGUUUGCGGACGCUGUGGACCGCCCAGCACGGCCCAGACCAUUGCCGAAACCCUGAUCUCCUUGGGAGCUGGUGCCCCGCCAGUGGCCGCCAUGCUGCUGGAGACCUGCAUCACGGAACUGGAGGAUCUAUGCACGUCGCGGCACUGCCUGGGCAAGCUGCCCAAGCCGGUGAUGCAGGAGAGCAGCCACCCGUAUGUGGACAAUGUGAAUGUGACUGGAGUGGUGCGCAUACCGGGCGCCGAGAUGCUGCGCCUGGAGUUCGACAGCCAGUGCAGCACGGAGAAGCGCAAUGAUCCGCUGGUGAUCAUGGACGGCACUGGCCGUGUGCUGGCCAUGCGUUCGGGCCGUGAGUUUGCCCACUGGGCACCCGAGAUCCGGGUGCCGGGCGACGAGCUACGCUGGAAAUUCUCCUCGGACAGCUCGGUAAAUGGAUGGGGCUGGCGGUUUUGGGUGCAUGCCAUCAUGCCGGCGGCCACGCUAGGCGAGAGCGGCUCGGACCGGGCCGUGCUCUCGCAGCCGUCCAUGUCGCUGGUGAUGUCCCUGCUGGACUCGAGACUGGCCCCACGCCAAUCGGGGGUACUCCUUCGCCUGGCCUCUGCCUUGGCGGCCUGCUCCCAGCUGGGGGCCUUGACCACGGCCCAGAGGAUUUGGUCGCUGCGGAAGCUGCAUGCGGUGUUGCUUUUAGAGCAGGCACCGCGUCCCCAGGAUCCAGCCUUGGCCACGCUCCUCCAGCCUCUGAUUCCGGAGCUCCUGCGACAGUACGAGUACGAGGAGCCGCAGGUACGCGGUGGGAUUCACCUGAUGCACUCGGAUUACUUCAAGACACUGGCCGCCCUGGCCUGUGACAUGCAGCUGGAUGCUUCGCUGCCGGCUGGCGGCGGCGGCUCAAUGUCGUCUUCCGCCGCCUCCUCCUCAACCGGCGAUGUCCACAAGUGGGCCUGGUUCAAGCGCUACUGCAUCGCCGUGCGGGUGGCCCAGUCCCUCAUCCGGCGCACUGAGCUGCCCCGCGCCUUCUGCCUGGAGGUGCGCAAGAAAUUCGUUGAGAUGCUGCCCAACUCGAGCUCCCACUGCAGUGCCAUGUCCAAUACUGGAGGACAAUCGCCCGCCGCCUCCAUGCUGAACUCCACCACGUCGCUGUCCUCGAGCACGGCCAGCAAUGUGUCACCGCCUCCACCGCCGGCAGUUACCGAGCAUUUGGACUUGCUUUGUCCCAUCCAUCAGCUGGACACCAGCAGCACCCUUCUGCACGAGGAUCAUGCCCUCUUCCAGGCCCCCCACGAUGCCCAGCUGCUGCAGUGGCUCAACCGGCGCCCGGAUGACUGGGCCUUGAGCUGGGGCGGAGCCAGCACCAUAUAUGGCUGGGGACACAAUCAUCGCGGACAGCUGGGUGGCCUCGAGGGAUCCAGGAUCAAGACACCCACGCCUUGCGAGGCUCUCAGCCUCCUUCGUCCUGUCCAGUUGGCAGGCGGAGAGCAAUCCCUGUUCGCCGUCACACCCGAUGGCAAGCUCUUUGCCACUGGUUAUGGCUCUGGCGGAAGACUAGGAGUCGGUGGAAGCGACAGCUGGGCCAUACCCACGCUCCUGGGCUCCCUGCAGCAUGUGUUCGUGAAGAAGGUGGCCGUGAACUCCGGCGGCAAGCACUGCCUGGCCCUGACCACCGAGGGCGAGGUGUAUGCCUGGGGCGAGGGCGAGGACGGCAAGCUGGGACACGGCAAUCGGAUGAGCUACGACCGACCCAAGCUAGUGGAGCACCUGAAUGGCAUGAGCGUGGCGGAUAUUGCCUGCGGCAGUGCCCACUCGGCGGCUAUAACGGCCAGUGGACAUGUGCUCACCUGGGGCAAGGGUCGGUAUGGCCGACUAGGACAUGGCGACUCGGAGGAUCAGCUGAGACCAAAGCUGGUGGAGGCUUUGCUGGGCUAUCGGGCCAUCGAUAUAGCCUGCGGUUCGGGGGAUGCCCAGACGCUGUGCAUCACCGACGACGACAACGUUUGGAGCUGGGGCGAUGGCGACUACGGCAAGCUGGGACGCGGCGGCAGCGACGGCUGCAAGCUGCCCUACAAAAUCGAGAGUCUGGCCGGCCUGGGAGUGGUCAAGGUGGAGUGCGGUUCCCAGUUCUCGGUGGCCCUGACCAAGUCAGGAGCUGUGUACACCUGGGGCAAGGGUGACUUCCAUCGCCUGGGCCAUGGAUCCGUGGAUCAUGUGCGGCGGCCCAAGAAGGUGGCUGCCUUGCAGGGCAAGAAGAUCAUCUCGAUUGCCACUGGGUCGCUGCACUGCGUCGCCUGCAGUGAUUCGGGAGAGGUCUACACCUGGGGCGACAACGAUGAGGGUCAACUGGGCGAUGGCACUGUCACGGCCAUACAGCGACCGCGGCUGGUGGCCGCCCUCCAGGGCAAGCAUAUAGUGAAGGUCACCUGCGGAUCUGCCCACACGCUGGCUUUGUCCACAUCCCAGUUGAGCGAGCGACUGCGUCCGCUGCCCAAUCCACCGCUCGAGUAUGACCUGGUUCGGGACUUGGCCCCGGAGGCUCUCCAUGCCCGCCUCAUCCUCCUCCAUCACUUCUCGGAGCUGCUGUGCCCCUGCCUGGCCAUGCUGCCCAUUGCCGGCGACCUGAGCCUGGGCGCUCUCAAGGACGUGCUGGUAUACAACAUCAAGGAGGCGGCCUUCCGCAAGGUCAUCCAGACCACCAUGGUGCGGGACAAGCAGCAUGGACCCGUCAUCGAGCUGAAUCGCAUCCAGGUGAAGCGUUCACGCAGCCGCUGCAACGGCCUGGCCGGCGUCGAUGGAAUGAAGAGCGUGUUCGGGCAGAUGGUCCAGAAGCUGCCGCUGCUCACCCAGGAGGCGUUGGCCCUGCCGCAUCGCGUCUGGAAGGUCAAGUUCGUCGGGGAGAGCGUGGACGACUGCGGCGGCGGCUACAGCGAGUCCAUAGCCGAGAUGUGCGAUGAGCUGCAGAAUGGCAGCGUGCCGCUGUUGAUCAGCACGCCCAAUGGACGAGGCGAGGCCGGGGCCAAUCGCGACUGCUUCCUGCUGGAUCCCACCCUGGGCUCGGUGCUGCAGAUGAACAUGUUCCGCUUUCUGGGCGUGCUCAUGGGCAUUGCAGUGCGCACUGGAUCGCCGCUCAGUAUCAAUUUGGCGGAGCCCGUGUGGCGUCAGCUAACCGGCGAAGUCUUGCGUCCCACGGACCUCACCGAGGUGGACCGCGACUAUGUGGCCGGGCUGCUGUGCAUACGCAACAUGGACGAUGAUCCCAAGUUGUUCAAUACCCUGGAACUGCCAUUCUCAACGUCCUCGGCCCGGGGUCACGAGGUGCCGUUGUCCACGCGCUAUACGCACAUCUCGCCCAGAAACCGCUCGGAGUACGUGCGCUUGGCCUUGGGCUUCCGGCUGCACGAGUUCGAUGAGCAGGUGAAGGCGGUGCGGGAUGGCAUGUCCAAGGUGAUACCAGUGCCUUUGCUAUCGCUCUUCUCCGCCGCAGAGCUGCAGGCGAUGGUCUGCGGCUCGCCGGAUAUACCGCUGGGCCUGCUCAAGUCGGUGGCCACCUACAAGGGCUUCGAUCCGAGCUCGGCCCUGGUUACCUGGUUCUGGGAUGUGAUGGAGGAGUUUACCAAUCAGGAGCGCUCUCUCUUCCUGCGAUUUGUUUGGGGCCGCACCCGUCUACCACGCACCAUAGCCGACUUCCGGGGAAGGGACUUUGUGCUGCAGGUGCUGGAGAAGAAUCCGCCAGACCAUUUCCUGCCCGAGAGCUACACCUGCUUCUUUCUGCUCAAGAUGCCGCGAUACUCGUGCAAGGCCGUGCUCCUGGAGAAGCUCAAGUAUGCCAUACACUUUUGCAAGAGCAUUGACACGGACGAGUAUGCACGCGUGGCCAUGGGCGAACCCACCGAGGCGACCGGCAGCGAGGACAACAGCGACCUGGAGUCGGUGGCCAGCCACGAGGGCUAGACUGAGCACUCAAUCUUGUCCAGAAACUAACCAACCGACACGAAUCAAACCGAACAAAUGGGGUCUUUAUGGGCCCCGGCAACCUGGCGAAUCUCCCAGCAGUUUAUGAUCCUCACCCCACUCUAGGACCUAGGAUAGCGAAGCAUUCACGUUGAACCCACACUUACACACAUAUACACGUAUAAACAUAUAUAUAUAUAUUUUAAAGCAGCACACAUGCCACAGAGCAGGACGGCAAUACAGAGUGGAAAAGAGAGAGAGAGAGGGAGGAGAGCGAUGGAACGAUGUCGAGAUCGAGAUCGUGUAAUGAAACCAAAAAGCAAAGCGUUAAAGUUAUUUCCAUAAUAUAUUAUAUUAUAUAUACAUAUUACGCAUAAAUUUAAAGAUAAACCUAAGCAUAAAGAUAAAUAUGAAUGUUAGUUGAAGCCCCAAGCCCCCACUCGAAAAAAUGUAACCCCUAGACGCAAGCCAUUCCCAUCCAUCCCGCCUCCCCACAAGAGAGACAAUUGAUAUUAAUAGUGCUAACUAAGCCACAGGGGCGCUUACCCAAAGGCAGCCCCCUGGAACUCGUUGCUAAUGAUGAUCACAAUUCAAAACUUAGGCAAGGCGCCGCCAGGAAACUCUAUUUGAACUAAACUGAAGCUAAAUAAAAUGCUAAAUAUUAUGAAAUUAA
This is a messenger RNA of Drosophila kikkawai, 16135 nucleotides long. It is a transcript of the gene HERC2, whose product is annotated as E3 ubiquitin-protein ligase HERC2. Lineage: Eukaryota; Metazoa; Arthropoda; Insecta; Diptera; Drosophilidae. Gene Ontology annotation, molecular function: protein binding; metal ion binding; ubiquitin-protein transferase activity. Gene Ontology annotation, biological process: protein ubiquitination. The record is from RefSeq and is a predicted model, not a curated record.